Leptosia nina is the source of this 519-nucleotide messenger RNA. NCBI's taxonomy places the organism in Eukaryota, Metazoa, Arthropoda, Insecta, Lepidoptera, Pieridae. The record is from the annotation of a GenBank genome assembly.
AUGGUUCUCGCGGAAUCCCUGGAAUCUACCUUAAAACCUUUGAUAACUGAAUAUUUCAGUCCCAUAAUGUCGGAAGCAGUUGUUGGUUCGGCUCCUACAUCGGGAGGAGCCUCUGCAACCAGCGUUGCUGAAGAGCAACGCUCAGGCACAGUUGCUGGUUCAGGGUCAGGGACCGGAUCAGUUGGAUCCGAGGAAAAAGUCUAUGGUGGUUGUGAAGGUCCUGAUGCUAUGUAUGUUAAGUUGGUGUCCUCGGACGGACAUGAAUUUAUUGUAAAGAGGGAACAUGCUCUAACAUCUGGUACAAUUAAGGCAAUGCUGAGUGGACCUGGACAGUUUGCUGAAAAUGAGGCAAAUGAAGUCAACUUCAGAGAGAUUCCUUCCCAUGUGCUGCAAAAAGUUUGUAUGUACUUCACGUACAAGGUCCGUUACACAAACUCUUCAACAGAAAUACCAGAGUUCCCAAUUGCACCAGAAAUCGCCCUGGAAUUACUUAUGGCUGCUAACUUCCUCGACUGUUAA